This is a messenger RNA of Morchella importuna, 2361 nucleotides long. RefSeq lists its product as uncharacterized. Bases 1 to 2361 code for a protein of 786 amino acids. The record is from RefSeq and is a predicted model, not a curated record. The transcript has 7 exons. NCBI's taxonomy places the organism in Eukaryota, Fungi, Ascomycota, Pezizomycetes, Pezizales, Morchellaceae.
AUGGCCGAAAUCGUGGGGCCGGCUGCCGCUAUCGUCGGACUUAUUAAUAUCAUCGGAAAAGCAGCCUUUAUGGGCCAUGGCUACCGCGAAAAGGUCAAAGGAGCUUCAAAGCAGAUUAAGAAACUUGCAGACGAGCUCGAUUCUCUGAAGAUAGUCCUUAUUUCUCUACAAGACUAUAUUGGUCAAGAUCCAGAUUCGUCGCAAACACUCCGGGGGCUUGAGCCCUCGCUCAUAAGCUGUAAAGAGGAUGUACAGUUACUUAUUACAAAGCUGGAAAAGCCCCAGUCCGGAUGGAGGUGGUUCUUCAGGCGACUUAAAUGGCCUUUGGAUGAAGCAGAUACUCAGCAAACAAUUGAAGUGCUUGACAGGCUCAAGAAUACUUUUAGUCUCGCACUCAACGCCGAUCAUAUCUCCAUGACACGACGAAUUGAGCUAAACACAAAAGGGAUGAAUAACUCCAGGAGAAUGGAACAACGUCGGGUUGUGUUGGGGUGGAUAUACGCCAGACAUUUUUAUAAGAAGCAUCGCCAGAUCAUAGAUCGCCGGCAUCCUGGUACAGGUAUGUGGAUAUUGAGAGAUACAGGAUUUAUGAAAUGGUUCUCGGAUACAGAUUUCCAAAUACUUUGGGGCCACGGUAUUCCCGGAGUGGGAAAGACAUUUCUGAGCUCUGUCGUAAUUGAACACAUUGAAGGACAUCCACAACUGAAAGCUAGUCGUUAUGGGCUGGCCUAUAUUUACUUUGACUUUAAAGAGCAAGAUCAACAAACACCCAUACUUGUUCUCGCAAGUCUAGUGAAGCAACUCGCCAGUCAAAUUCAUUCUCUCCCGGUGGAAAUUGAACACCUAUACAAUACACUAGAGCCAACAGGCAGGACUCCAAGCUUCGACGACUUUUACAGGAUUCUCCUUGUGGCCAAAAAUGCUUUUUCUAGAGUGUAUCUCAUUUUUGAUGCCAUAGAUGAGUGUGCCGAAGAAAAUCAAAGAAAGGAGAUACUUCAGUUAUGUCAUAAAAUGGCACAAGACGGAAUGAAGCUAUUUGUGACUAGUCGACCGCACGCAUCAAACAUCCAGGAAUCGUUCAAGUACGUGGCCAAGAUCAAGCUCAAAGCCGAGAAGGAAGACAUCGAAAGUUAUGUCAAACAAAAAAUCAAUGAGAAUCUAAGGUCAAGACUCUUCGUCUCGAGGGUAAAAAAUAAAGUUAUAUCCGAUCUAGUUGAAUGCUCUCAAAGAAUAUUCCUCCUUGCCCGAUUUAAUGUCGAAUACAUUUGUCAACAGACUAGCACAGAAAACAUCCUAGACGCGGUAGACUUGUUGAGACGUUCAUGGUCUAAAAGUAGGCCUUUGAACGCUGCCUACGAGAGAUUUAUGAAAAGGAUUCAACGAUUAGAAGAACAGAUCCGUACAGAUAUAGCACUUAAAGUUCUCACGUUGAUUGUUAGGGCUAGGCGGCCGUUGACAAUUAUUGAGCUUCAAAACGAAGUUUUUGCGGAUCACAGACUCAGGAAGAUAGGAGUACUAGAUGAAAGAACACUCCUUGACGUCUGUGCCAACCUGGUUUUCGUUGAUGAUACUAGGAGAAAGCACGUUCGUUUAAUACACUAUUCAGCGCAAGAAUAUCUUCUCGAAUAUCCUCUCCUCAAUAUCGCAUCCUCGAAUGUCAGCUCCCCAAACACUACCCCAUAUAACACAGGCCUCCCCGAUAUUACUCCUUCGAGAAUUACCCCCCAACCACAAGGAUAUAGGAUCUUCAGGCCUGGUGUUCAAGAAUACUAUAGUAAUUCGGAAUAUGGCGCAUCCGAUGACUCGGACCGUGAAACAGAAACAACUCAUGACUCGGGCAUCGAAAUACCCGACUCCCCGAGGUUUUCCUACUCCCAUGUCAGAGUCAACGCUGAUCGUGUGCGUGAAGAUGACGAAACCACCGUAACCACCGACGUCAUAUACAAACAGAUGAAAGAAUGCGAAGAGGUCAUAAACCGCGCGGAUGAAGAUCUCAGGAAGCAUAGAGUGCGCCUUUACCAGAAAAUGAUAAAGAAACUUAAAAAUGCCGAGCUACCAAACGGUGCAGAUUCCACCGAUGCUCACAGCCGCCGAAAGCUGGCUCGGCGGGAGAAAACUCGAGAAUCAAAGGAGGGAGAACGUCAAGGGCGAGAGCGAGAAGCAAAAGAGAAAGAACGAGAGCGAGAGCAAAAACAAGGCAAAACGAACGUCAAGCACGAGAGCGAGAAGCAAAGGAAAGGGAACGUCAAGAGCGAGACCGAAAAGCAAGAGAGAUGGAACAACAAAUGCAAGAUCGAGCAGCACAAAUGCGAGAACGAGAAGCAAUGGAGAGAGAACGCCAAGAGCGAGAGCGAAAAGUAA